Molecule: messenger RNA, 7872 nt
Organism: Orcinus orca (killer whale)
Lineage: Eukaryota; Metazoa; Chordata; Mammalia; Artiodactyla; Delphinidae
Product: KIAA1755 ortholog
Exons: 14
Coding region: 1-3600 (1199 amino acids)
Source: RefSeq, a predicted model, not a curated record
AUGGGAUUGUGCCUGGACCCCCCCUCCUUGGAUGCCGCCAUCCAGCAUGCCCUGGCGGGCCUCUAUCCCCCUUUUGAGGCCACAGCACCCACCAUCCUGGGUCAGGUGUUCCGUCUCCUGGAUUCUGACUUCCGGGGCGAUGGACUGAACUUCCUCCUGGAUUUCCUGAUCCCUGCCAAGCGCCUGUGUGAACAAGUGCGCGAAGCAGCCUGUACCCCCUACUCACACCACCUCUUCCUGCAUGAAGGCUGGCCUCUGUGCCUGCGGGAUGAGGUUGUGGUCCACCUGGCAUCCCUCAAUCCCCUCUUAUUGCGCCAAGGUGACUUCUACCUCCAAGUUGAGCCCCGGGAGGAGCAGUCCGUCUGCAUCAUGAUCAAGUGCCUCUCUGUGGACCUCCACACAGUGGACAUGAAGCCUGUUCCUGAGUCAUCCUACCCUAUACUUUUCACCCAAGCCUGGCUGGAGGCCAUCAACAGUGACCUUGAGGGCAGUCCCCUACACAACUGCCUGGUAGCUUCAGAAGACGGGAUUGCCCCUGUGCCCUGGACCAAAAUAACCAGCCCAGAGUUUGUGGAUGACAGACCCCACGCAGUAAAUGUCCUCUCCCCAGCCUGGAGAUCCCUUCAAUUAGAGGCACUGGAUUUGAACAGCCCCCAAGAGCUGCACCAGGCCAGGUCCCCAGGCAGCCAGGUGCUGCUUGCCCAGAGUUUGGCCAAGGGCAAGGGCAGGACACAUGGGGACAAGUAUCCAGGACUCAUCAAAGUGGAGCAAGCUGGGCCUGGGGAGGUGGGCUUCGGGGUGGACGAAGUGGCCAGCCAGGACUUGGAGGGAGAUUAUGUGGCUCUCCUGGACUUUUCCCAAGAGAACCAAGGAGGGUCUCCCAGUAAGGAGGUGGAGACAUCCAGUGGGUUUCCUUUUGGCGCACAGGAGGAGCUAUCUGGAACUAAGGAAAUCCCUUUCUCUCAAAGGAUACUGCCUCUCUCAGGGGCCAAUGGGGGGCCUUCCUUGGAAAAAUGGACUUGUGAGAAGCCAGCAAGUUCGGGGGAGAAACCCUGUGUUUGCGACUUGAGGAGAAAGGUUAAUCAUAAAGUUCCCACCCAAGACUCAGAACACCAGCCCCAAGAGCCCUACCUCAGCGUCCUUGUAAACCCACUGCAUGGUGCCUCUGGCCUCGGGCCAGGUGUCUCAGAAGAGUCAGCUCCCUCCAAGACACAGGGACCUCUGGGAGACUCAGAGAAUAUAGUCCAGCUCAAUCCGGGACCAAAACAAGCAACCUCUGCCCAGCUGCGCCCAGCUUCCCCUCCUGCUUCUCCAGCCCCUGCAACCAAGAUGGAAGAGAGGACCCAACAGGAAAAUGCGAGACUUCCCAAGCCUGUGGCCAGGCCCUGUCAAAACACUUCCCCCACUCCUGGGCUCAAAUUCUCUUUCUUAAAGUGGCAGAGGCAAGGCCCUGUGACUCAGGAGAAAGCCUCGUUCCAGCAUGACGGGCCCUGGAAAGUCUUGUGUUCACUCUACUCUCCCAAACCCAACCGAGGCAAGUGCUUGGGGAAAGCUGGAACAACUCAGACCAAAACAUCUGGCCCAGACGCUGACUCAGACCCACUGACCGAGGAAAAGGCUGGCUUCCCAGAAGCUUCUGAAGGCCCUGCAGAAAAAGGCCCCGCUCUGAAGGAGGAGCCCCCAGGGCCCGAGCCCAGGUUUGGGGCUCUGAGCAUGGACAUCUUCCAUUCCAGGAUAGCAUGCCUGCCAGGAGGUCGAGACAGGGCAGGGCGGCCCCUGCUUCUGGUGUCAACCACCAAGGGGCCCUGGGAGGCACCAUGGUGCACGGCCUCAGAGGUCACCAAGCUGUUCUCCUACCUGUGCACCAUCCCCAGGCCUGAAGAUAAAACCAAGGGGCUGGCGGUCGUGAUUGAUGCCAGGAAACAGCCCCCACAUCCUGGUCUGGUCAGUGCCUUGCAGGCCACCCAGACUCUGGUCCCAACCUCCAUCCGUGCUGUGCUCUUCCUGGGGGAGCAGGAGGCCGCUCUCCAGCUGGAGGCAUCUGACAUCCAGGUAGAGGUGCUGACCUCACUGAAGGCCCUCAGCCGCCACGUGGACCCCAGCCAGCUGCCCAUGGCCCUGGAAGGCCCCUUCCCCUACUGCCACGGUGAAUGGGUGCAAUUCUUCCAGAAGCUGGACCCUUUCCUUGCUGACCUCCGCCAGGCCUCCUCGCUGCUAAAGGCUUCCAUCAGGGAGUUUGAGAAGGGUGACCCCCCUGGAGGGGUGCAGGAGGCCUCCAGGUGUCUGAGCAAGUCCAAGGAGCUGAUGGAGGCUGUGCUGAGGGACCCAGGCCUGUUGGGCCUCCAGCGGGAAGGCGGAGCCACCCUGGCCAGGCUGCGACAGGAAGGCAGCAGGCUGAACUUCAACCCAGACAUCAGGAGCCAUCUGGCCGAAGCUGCUGCCCUGUACAGCCUCGUGGAUGAACAGCUGCAUGUCCUCGUCACUGUGUCCAACCACCUCCUGAGGAGGCUGGAGCUCCGCGUCCGCCUGGGCCGCCUGGAAGCUGCCAUCCACCAGGUCAGCAACUGGAUGGAGCAGGAAGGAAGCCAGUGCCUGCAAGUGCUGACCCCCAAGGACGGAAGCUUGGAGACAGUGGAGAAAGCCCACGCAGAGUUUGAGGACUUCUUCCUUCAGGCUGCGGCCCAGUACCGCCGUGGCCUGGAGCUGUGCAAGCAGGCGGCCCAGCUGGGAGCUGCAGCCAGGGCCAGGGAGGCGGGAGGAACAGAGCUCCCGGAGCUGGCAGGCUUCACCUUCACCCAGCGGGCCUUCCAGGCUAAGCUGACCCACUUCUACAUGGCAGCUGAGCGGCAACGCACAGACCUGGAGACGCUGCUCCACCUCCACCACUUCUGCAAGAAGAUGACCUGGUUCCACAUGGACUGCCAGGACCUGAUGGCCCAGCUCAGGCUGGGCAAGGCCCAAAGGGCCAGCCCUGGGGACCAGCGCCGCCUCCACCGCUACCUGCAGCGCCUGGCGUCCGAGUUCCCUGCCGAGAAGCUCACGGCCAUGCGGCUGCAGGUGGCCUCUCUGAGCUGGGAGGGCCUGGGCCAGGACCUGUGGGAGGAGGCCCAGGAGAGGCACGAGGAGAUCCAGACCCUCCUGAAGAAGGCACUGGGGCACUGUCCAUGCCUGGCAGGUCCCCCUUCCCACCCGGCGGGCCGGGAACUCAGAGGGGCGGCCGCCAAGGGCCAGGACCUGAAUGGAGAAGUCACUUACAAGGGAAGAUGGGACCUGCCCCUCCAGGACUCACUGGGUCUGGAUCGUUCGCCAAAAUCCUGUUGGCCUCCUUGGGGCCCCAGACGUGUACAGAACAGAAGUUUCCAAGCAGCCCCUCCACCCCAGGAAGCUGGCCAGGCUUUUGAAGCUGAUGACGGCAGAAGCCCGCAUGGGCCCCUGGAUCCUGCCCCUGAGCGUUAUCUCACCACCUUCCUCUCCUGGCAGCAGCUCCCCAGGCAGAGUCAGAUCCCCCGGCCCACUGGGGGCAGCUUCUCCUCGGAGGGGACAGACUCACAGACGUCUCUGGAGGACUCACCCCACACAAGUCCCCCUGCAUCCCUCUAGCUGGGAGUUCCCGUCAAUCACACCAGGCUCCGGCAGGGAUGGGUAUGGUUCGGGUGGGGCCCAGCUAAAGACAGCUGGGGAGCCCUGGACCAUCCAUCAGGACGUGGCUACUGAGUUUGGCUCGUGCUCUGUAGACAAGAACUCACACCUGCUCCCGGCCCCAGGAAGCUCUGGGAAGACGCGACUCUCACACAUUCAGAAUAGUAAGAGUGGAGGGCAGGGCAGGACGCGGAAGAGCGUGAGAUUGGCUCCAAAACCCUGGAGUCUCAUCGUGGAAAGAGCUGUUGGUACAGAUCCUUCCAGAGACCUCCGACUUAGGCAGAACCCCACCUGGGGUUCAGGGGUAUGUAAGCUUCCCCUUGGGGCACAAGGGGCAAAGUUGCCCUCAUAAUAGAGCCCAGGGUGGGGAGAUUAGGGGAGUGGCUUCUUGUCUUAGGGUCCUAGAAACAGACCACACAAGGAUUGAAGUGCGGAUUUACUUGGCGGAGGAGCGGGGGAGCGAGUCUGAGAAGGGAAUAAAGGGGGUGCUGUCAAGUGAAUUACCACAUGUAAUUUAUCCACUGGCGCCACUGGCCUCGGACAAAGAGAAUCACCUGCUGGAGGCCAGUUAGUGCGCAAGGAAGGGGUAAGGGAGGGGGACUGUCUGCUGCACCUCUACUCUGUCACUUGGCUUCUCCAACAGACAUGAGCAUCAGUCUCAAGUUCAAGGAACCCCAAAGAGGACCACCUCCCUCUCCCAUGAUCUCUGCCUUCUUCUGCUCCCCACCACAGCUCCUCAGACCCCCCCCGAAGCCCGACCCCUCUUUAGGCACAGCCUCUGGUGCCUGGCGUCAUCAGAUUCUGCUAUGGUUGGGGCUGGAGGGUAGGGAGCCUUGUCCCCAUCCAGCAGGUGGUGCGGGAGGACAGUGGGAAGAGGCUUGAGAUGCUCUGAUUUCAGAUAGAGCAUCUAGAAGACAGCCCAGAGUGACCAUGGCUAUCGCCUCCCCUGAAUGUCAUUAUCCUGAGAAUGUGCGCCCAUCUCUGCCCUAGGAUGCAUCACCAAGAUGGCCUCUGGUAGCCCAGCUCUGGAAUUUUCCUGGCUCCAGGAAGAGGGUAGGGUGUACUUCCUCCCACAAGAUGAGGCUGUGGAAGGAGAGGGAGGCAGGACUGGAGCGGGCCUGGGAGGACAAACAGGGUUUCUCAAGGGUAAUCUCAGGCUUCCCUGGUGGCGCAGUGGUUAAGCAUCCGCCUGCCAGUGCAGGGGACACGGGUUCAAGCCCUGGUCCGGGAAGAUCCCACAUGCCGUGGAGCAACUAAGCCUGUGCGCCACAACUACUGAGCCUGUGCUCUAGAGCCCAUGAGCCACAACCACUGAGCCCACGCGCCACAACUACUGAAGCCCGUGCGCCUAGAGCCCGUGCUCCGCCACAAGAGAGGCCACCGCAAUGAGAAGCCCGCGCACUGCAACAAAGAGUAGCAGCCCCCGUUCGCUGCAACUAGAGAAAGCCCGCGCGCAGCAACGAAGACCCAACGCAGCCAAAAAUAAAUAAAAUAAGUAAAUUUAAAAAAAUUAUUAAAAAAAAGAGUAAUCUCAGCAGAGAGAUCCACACAAACCUCAAUGCCCAAAAUCUUCCAGGACUCAAGAUUUCAUCAAGAGUGGUCUGGGGCCUGUCUGCCUCAGAACCACGAGCAGAGCUGAUCAAAGGCAGCGUCUUAGGGGAUCUCACCCCAGAUAGUUAAAACUAGACCCUUGGGGCAGUGGUGGCUGGAGUCUGCAUGUGUAACCAAGUGCUCAUGCAACACAGUGAGGUGGGGUGCUGUUGGGAAACCCUUGGGGCUAAGGCCUGAGCCGCCCCCAACCCCCACCCCAAGCCAGCUCUGAUUCUUGCAUUCCAGUCUCCUGCCUUCUGUCCAGACAGGCCUGAGGAUGCAGGAGGCAUUUGAUCAGUCCAGCUCCAUCCAGGCCUGUUGCCUCAGAGGGGGGCCGAAGGCUCUUAAAAUGCUGUUGCCAUAGCAACAGCAUCCAGCCAGUAGGGACCACAGGCAGGGAGCCAGGGCACCCGGGGUGCAAGGAUGAAAACUGACUUCUGAGAGACUACAGUUACGGCUAGUGCUCAGGGGGGCUGAGGAGGGGUAUGGAUAAUCCAAGAAUCCUUGGGAGGGAGGGGCCCCCAAAGCCAUCUUGUGCAUCCCUCUGUCUCCAGGAAGAGCCGAAAGCCCACAAUUUGUCUACUCACAGCAGCCCAAAGGGGAGAAGGGGAUGCAGAAAUGAAAUAUAAUAAUGAAUAAUAAUAUUACUAGCCAACAUUUAUUCUGCAUUUUCUUUGUGCCUGACUUGGUGCUAAGCCCUUUAAAAGCUUUGCGGGGCUUGUUGAAAUGUUCACAACAAUCCAAUGAAGCCAAUACUAGUUUCACCCCAUUUUACUGAGGAGGAAACUGCUUUUCAAGCUCCAGGGGUUGGUGGGCAAGAGGUGAUAGGAGGAGCAUGGCCUGGGAGUCAGGGACCUCACCUGGCACUUCUGUCCUGCUGCCAGCUGCCUGUGUGACCCUGGGCAGGUUGCUUCCCCUUUCUGGCCCUUGGUUUACCCUAUCUGUACAAUCAGGUCAUUGAAUGGAUAAGGAUCUUUCUUGUCUUUGUAAUCAGAGAACCCAGUCUUUGAAUCCAGGCUUAAUAGCCUGGUGACUCUGAGCAGAUGGCCGCCUCUCAGUUUUCCCAUCUGUCCAAUGGGUUUUGUCAAGCCUGCUAGGCCAGGAUAAUAAGAUCCUGGGAUCUCUGAGCUCCACACUAGGCCUCUUCCUCUCCAGAGGGGUGACCAUCUUGUAAAGUCUGAGAAACCCACUGGGGCAGUGGUAGGACUGAACCCAAAUUGUAGUUUAGGCACUUUACAGUUUACGGUGUAUUUUUUGUCCAUCCAUUUCUUCAUCCAAUAUUCCCUACAACCCUGAGGGCACAAAAGUUACACUGUAGGAUGUCUCCAUUUUACAGAUGAGAAGACUGAGGAGAGGGGAGGUGACUGGCCCAAGGUCACACAGCAAGGAAAGGAAGGACUAGAGAAGGUGAAACCUCAGAAUCUGGACCUAGUUCUUGUCCAUGCCUAAUCCAGGAGAGCAAAUGUCAGCCACUCUGAGGUGAGCACCCCACACCCUCAUGCCUUCAAGUUACCCACAUCAGACCCUGACAGGGUAGCAGGCAGCACAGGCUGCCCUCCUGAAACAGAGAUGUCCUGUUCUCUGCGAGCUGUGAACUGGCUUCCAGCUCAGGACAAACCCAUCAGGCCCUAAACCCCACCCACUCCCAGCUGCAAAAUAGCUGUCUGAGGCCAGAGCCAGUGGGCCUCCUGGAGAAUAAAUAAGCCCUCUGGCUGGGCGGCAGGAUCCUUGGAUCCCAUCCCCUUCAGUCUGGGGCAUGACAGGGACCUGGGUGAAUCACCGCACUUCCUCAGGCCUCAUUUUCUCCAUCUGUGAAGUGGGGGGAUUGGGCAAGACCAGGGAUGGCAAACAGGUGUCGUCUGGCCGGUGGAACUGCUGAUCUGCCCUCCGAAGCCUGCCUCCCUCUCUGUGUACUGACCAUGCAUCCAGGCACCCAGGCUGAAAACCUGCAAGAUGUCCUUGAACUUCCCCAGAGCCCCCAGAUCCACCCCCCUCAUCUCUCUCUAAUCUUCUUCUUCUUUCUCCCUCCACCUUCCCAUCCUCAUCCCAGUCUCCAUCCUCUCUCCCCCUGGACAGUUGUAACAGUAUCCUCAGUGGUCCUCCUGCAGCCACUUGGGCCCUUUUAUCCAUCCUCCACAGAGAGGCUAGAGGGACCUUUGCAAAAUGUAAAAUAAUGCCAGUCCCUGCUUAACAGAGCCCAGUGGCAUCCCAUGACUCUCCAGAUAACCCCAUCCUGCCCAUCGCUGGAAUCUACAAAGCUCUGUGGGGUCAGGCCUCUGCCCACCACUCUAGCCUCACCUUACUCCCCAGUCUCCAUGUUCUCUGAGUUCCAACAACACUGACUUCCUUUUAGUUCCUCGGCCAUUCCAAACACUUUCAAGUUCCCCUAGAAGCACGCCUGGCCACAAGGAUUCAGGUACAGGUGAUUUGCUGAAGAAGAGAUCAUGAGAGAAACCACAGGAAGGGGAAACAGGACAGAGAAGGGAAGGAAACCAAUGUACAAUUUCAGAUCAAGGCUCAGCCUCUGCCUGAUCACAUGGGGAAUGCUGGAGGGUAUUUUUACACAUCCUGAGGCACUGCAGCCCUCUGCAAAAGCCUGCCACAAAAAGCAGGGUCCAGGAACCCUAGGGCAGUGCUUGCUUG